UCCAGCGUAGAUACAUACUCACACCUGUGAAUCAACACUCGGUAGAACCACAUUUGGCAGCAGCUGCAGCUGUUGUGUUGAUGUAUGUCUUCUGCCGUUGUGCUUCUACUGAGGGAUCCUGCUGGGCGAAUCUGUGCAAGUUCUGUCGCUUUGCAUAAAGUCUCUGUUGGACAGUGAGGACAGUCCUGCCUUUCACUGGAUUAUCCCAGUUUCAUUGUCUUCAAGCCACUCCGGUCCUUAGUCUUCAGGUCAAAAUCUCUUAAAAAAACAUCUCCAUCCCAAUCAUUUACAGACCGUGGCACGUUUCCCUCCAAUUUGACUAGCAUUCUCACCCCUGCCGAUGAAAGCCAGACACACUCACAGCAUCCUUCACGGUAGGGGUGGAGCUGUGUCUGUGAUGUCCCAUGUUGGAUGUGUACCAGAGGUAGCGGAAUAGCGUGUCACAUUUAUGUCUGUUUACAUUUUUUCCCUUCAAAUCCCUUUUUUUUAAUCACUGUUUAAUUAUCCUCUUACUUUUUUCCUCCAAAAGGUGAGAUCUUGCUUUUCAUUUUUCCAGACAAGCUAUUUAACACUUAUCUCACCUCUCAUCUAUUCUGCUCUUUAUAUUUUUAAAACUCGUCACUGGUGAUUUCUGGUGACCCUGUGGUUUCCUGAAAAUGCCCCCGUCUGCUAGGAUAGCCUGCCCUGAGCAGUUUGUGGGGCCAUUAAUUACCUUAACGACUGACUUGGCCUUGCUGCAGGGGAUAUUCCAAUGUAUUUAAAACCUAUAUUUUAUCUUAGCUCUCAUUAUUUACCUCGUUGGUAAAGAAUUAGAGACAGAGCAUUUGAAGCAAAUUGUGCAUCAAUUCUAUCUAACUUACUGCAUAAUUAUUGAUAGCAACUGCUUGCAUCCAGUGUUAUUUUUGAAAAGAGUGUUUUAACAUCAUUUGACAUUCCCUAAUGUUAUGAAUCAGUUUCAUAAAAUAUUUUGUCCUUGUGUGCAUGUACAAUAUGCCAGGUUUGUUAUACAAAGGGAUCAACUCACUGCAAACUUUACUAAUGAUCCUUUCAGUUUUGCACCCCGUUUCUCCUCAUGCUGAAAAUGUAGAACAGGUUGUGUAAACUGUAACUGUAAAUUGUGCGUAAAAUCCUUGGCUCAUUAUAAGGAACAUAUGACUCACUUCUCUAUAGGUGCCACAUAUACACUCAGCGGCCAGUUUAUUAGGUAAACCUACUUGCAAAUGCGAACAACCUGCUCCUCUGAACAGAAAAUCACUGAAUACAUGCACCACAGAGACACGGCUGGUGAUUCACUUGCAGUUAGUCAAUCCAUUGGAAUGACUAAGACACCUGAUCUAAGUGCAUUUGAAUGCGGUGUGAUUGUUGAUGGCAGACGUGGUGGAUCCAGCAUCUGAAACACAUCCGCCCUCCUGGGAUGCAGACACACCACAAUGUCUAUAGUUUACAGGGAAUCGUGUGAUGAGCAAAACACAUACAGUCGGUGGCAUUUCUGUGGCCAGAAACACCUAGUUAAUGAAAGAGGUCAGAAGGGAACAGCCAGAAUCAUUACAGUCAUACAUUUAUACUUCAGCUUUAAAAAUCACUUACACAAAGGCAACAAGUGCAAAAAAUACAGCACACAGAGCUGUGAAGAAAGGCUUCUCUGAAUGCCCAACUUGUCUAACUUCAAAGCAAUUCUGGAGGGAUAAUUGGGUCCUACAAAGUAGUAGCUACUUAUUAAAGUAGGAACUGAGUGUAUAUUUAACAGCGAAUGUUAAAUACUGAGACAUAGCCUAGAUAAAUGCAUUAAUGGGAUCCCACUUGAUUUCUAUCCAAAAUUAUUUAUUUACCCCCCUUUUUUUGGAACUCUGCCUUUUAUGCAAAUAAGUCUGAGCAUCAUGCUUCAGUGUGACACACCAGGAAGUGAAAGUAGCAGUCGCCGCAGAAGAACAGGCUGUCUGGCUCCCAGCCUCUCCGACUUUCCAAAUAGCGUAGCGCUAAAAAUAGGGAUAAAGAGCCCAACAACAGAACGGAAGGCAGACAGAAAUGAUUCCUUUGGUGACCUGAGGUGCUGCCUUAGCUGAUGUUCCGUGGUCAGCUGUACGAAGUUAGCUGAGAGUGUGCAACCUUUCAAUGUCAUUGGCACAGUCUGCCUUUUUGAAGGUAAGUCUGGCAGCACUGGAGAAUCCUUGCUCUUUGCAUGUGUGAAUAAUUUGGAUUUUUUUUUUUUAUACCUUUUUCUGUGUUUACAUUUUUUAUGUAUUAUGCAUGAAAUCCAGCAAGGGAAUAUUUUUGAAUUGUUGUUAUUUAAAUUUUUUAAUCACCCUGGGAUUAGCCGGGCGGCUUGCCCCAUUUUAUGUCAUUGAGUUGAGCAUAUCUGUAAUUACCUGUUGGCUGGAUACUUCCUCCACAUUGUCCCAGGAAAUACAGACUUAUAUUGACUUAUAAUGUCUUAUAUCAAUAAAAGUACUUCCCAUAGCAGACACUGUGUGUCUGCUUCUGCUAUUGGUUUUGUUUACAAACCCUACUGCCUUGCUGGUGGUUAAACUAUUACACAUGCUAUUGUCCUAAUUGGUGCCGUUUGGAACCUGAAAUCAUCAGCAUCGUUACACAUAUAAUAUUACAAAUACUAGAUCUAACUGACACAUUCCAUCCCCCGAAAAUCAUCCCCUCCCAAGUACAGUGUACACACGUCAGCUCAUCCGUGUCAGACGUCACAAGCACAAAAGCACCUUGCAAUGUUGUUUUACUCAACGGCCCCUUGUUGCGUUUGACCCUCAUGCAUGUAGCUACUGUAGUUAGAACCAACAUGUUUGCAUCACAUAGACUGUCAUCAAUGCCAUGAAUAUAGUGCUUAUAUAGUCCAGGCAGUUUGAAAUGCAUCAGCCGUCAAAACACCUCUGACAUCACCAAUGAAACCAAUAAAAAGGACAGAGUUGAAUACACCUUCAUUACACCUUCAUUACAAUUACUGCACAUCAGACAUUUAAGACAUUUAAUAUGACUAAUGAGGCAGCAAUAUAGAUAUUUAUUUAGGUAGGCCUAUUUGUUUUUAGCAAAGAAGUUCAAUGUUUGCAUAUUUAUGUCAUCAAUAAAAAAUAUUGUAAAAUCUAAACAUUAUUUUGCAAAUAUCCAUCCAUCCUUGCUAAUUCUGGUUUGGGUCACUUGGAAGCAAUCCCAGUCAAGGUGGGGUUCACCCUGGACAGGAUCCCCGUCCAACACUGAGCACAUACACACAAUCACUCAAUGGGCAAUUUAGAGACAACCGGUAGCCAAGCUAUAGGAAGAAAUCCACAUAUCAUAAUGAGGAAAUGCAAAAUUCCCACACAGACAUCGGAGGCAGGAUUCGAACCUGCAACCCUAGAGGUGUGAGGUUCCACGAAGGACCUUUCCUCCAUAAUUUAAAGACUAUACAAUAAAAAUGUCAUUCAGCAGCAGCGACUCAGACGUUCUUUUGACAGCGUGGUAGAAAACUUUCAGGUUUUAACACUAGAGGACGCCAGUUAAUAACCCGUUGAUCCGAGCGAACGGUCACUUAGGAAAUUUAGUAUCUUCAAGCCGGAUUCAACAUGUUAUAAUUGUUAAAACAUUAAGGUGUCGUUUUUGAGGGGCGUAAAAUGCCAGAAUGAUUCUCUGCAUUUUGUGUUAGCAAUAAAGUUUCGCUCAAUGGCGCUUUAUUUAUUCAUUUCAAAAUCACUGCUUAUUCUUCAAAGAAUAAUUAAGUAUACAAGUCACUACUGCUGUUGUAUAUAAAUAACAAUACAUGGGAACAUUAAACAGACCCCAUAUCAUUCUUUUAAAAUGAGUAUUGAUGAUACUAUUUCCUCAUAUUUAUUAGCGAAUAAUUAUUUUCCUAUUGUGUGCGUUUAUAAGCAUAGCCGUGCAGUGUGAGGCGGCUCGGACGUGUGAGACACGCCGCAGUUUUACCAGAACGCACCCAGCAUGAACGCACCGGUUUGCUGGACAAUCACCUGUUUUGCUCCCCGUGUUCAUUCUCUCACUCUCUGUGUCUUUGCCUGCAUAUUCUCCCUCCCAAAGAUGAACGAAGGCAAAUGUUAAUCUUCCCGAUGCCAUGGACAAAAGAGAGGUUUCUGGGGGAUCUACCGAGGUCAUGAAAAGCAAAGCGAGCGGCGGCGAUGGCAGCCAUAGCAACACGGCUGCGUGCGCGGCUGGGAGCCGCGGGACCGUGCUGGAUGUCAGGGGCGGCGCGGUGACCGUCUCCCCGGUUGCCUCCGCCCAGCCGCGCCCGGGAUCGCAGCACAGCGCCGACAGCACCGCCGUCCUGGACGAAGCAGCAGCAGCAGCAGACAGCAAGGCGGAGCCAAAAGUCCAGCAACAGCGUGUACGUCGGACUGGUGUAAGCGGCGGCUGUGGUGUGAAGAUCAAGGAUCUUACGCCGGGAGGGGGAGCCGCGUCAGUGACAUGCAAGUGCUCAAACAGCAGCGACGAGCCCUGCCCCUCGCAAGGCGAGCAGUCUGCGCCUUCUGCUGCCAUAGGCACCACGAUCUCGGCCGUGGCUGCUCAGGAGGAUGCUGAUGGUCGCGGCGCCUCAAAGGAAGGGGGCGAAGGGGACGCGGCGACAGGGGUAGUGGCGAACGGCGUGGCCACUGGCUCGGCAGGUGGAGGUAGCGACGCCACGGCUACCGUCACAGGCAUGAAAUGCAACACAAACGGCGACUGCAGGAGAGAUCCGUCCUCUAUAGGGAGCCUGUCUUCCAUAAUCUCUAAACAGGAGAAGCAGGGUGCGGGGAUAACUGGAGCCGAGGACGGGAAAAGGCGGAGCGGCUGCAAUUCUACAACCGCCAGUAUGGACGGCUCGACCACCCCUGCCGGCUCAUUGGCACAGGGGCAGGGGGGCGAGACGGCGAACCCCGGUGCCACCGGUGUCGUCGAGAAGAAGGACUCCAGAGUUUCCUUCUCCAAUGCGCCCAGCAGGAAAUCAUCCUCCUCUGUGCUGGGCGCCGGUCAGACCCAGAACCAGCAGACCCGGAAUUCAGUGACAUUCCUUAAAUCUGAGGAUGGACCACAGAUCCUGCCGGAGGAUGGGGAGCUGCGGGACAACCAGACGUUCAUGCAGCGCCAGUUCAGCUCCAUGCUGCAGCCGGGAGUUAAUAAAUUCUCCUUGCGUAUGUUUGGGAGCCAAAAAGCGGUGGAAAGAGAACAGGAGCGAGUUAAAUCGGCGGGCAACUGGAUUAUCCACCCCUACAGUGAUUUCAGGUUCUAUUGGGAUUUCACAAUGCUCAUGUUUAUGGUGGGCAACUUAAUCAUCAUCCCCGUGGGCAUCACAUUUUUCAAGGACGAAACCACCACGCCAUGGAUUAUUUUCAACGUGGUAUCGGACACCUUCUUUCUCAUGGACCUGGUGCUCAACUUCCGCACUGGCAUCGUCAUCGAGGACAACACGGAAAUCAUCCUUGACCCGGAGAAGAUCAAAAAGAAGUACCUGAAGACGUGGUUUGUGGUCGACUUUGUCUCCUCCAUCCCUGUGGAUUAUAUCUUUCUCAUUGUGGAGAAGGGCAUCGACUCUGAAGUGUAUAAGACUGCCCGCGCCCUGCGGAUCGUGCGCUUCACCAAAAUCCUCAGUCUCCUGAGACUCCUGCGACUCUCCCGACUCAUCCGCUACAUCCACCAAUGGGAGGAAAUCUUCCACAUGACCUACGACCUGGCCAGCGCAGUCAUGCGCAUCUUCAACCUGAUCGGCAUGAUGCUGCUGCUGUGUCACUGGGAUGGCUGCCUGCAGUUCCUGGUGCCCAUGCUGCAGGACUUCCCCGCCGACUGCUGGGUGUCGCUCAACAAGAUGGUGAAUGACUCCUGGAGUGAGCUGUAUUCCUUCGCCCUCUUCAAGGCCAUGAGUCACAUGCUUUGCAUCGGCUACGGGCGACAGGCGCCGGAAAGCAUGUCUGACAUCUGGCUCACCAUGCUCAGCAUGAUCGUGGGGGCCACCUGCUACGCCAUGUUCAUCGGCCACGCCACCGCGCUCAUCCAGUCCCUGGACUCGUCGCGGCGGCAGUACCAGGAGAAGUACAAGCAAGUGGAGCAGUACAUGUCCUUCCACAAGCUGCCGGCCGACUUCCGCCAGAAGAUCCAUGACUACUACGAGCACCGAUACCAGGGCAAGAUGUUUGAUGAGGAGAGCAUCUUGGAGGAGCUUAACGAACCACUACGGGAGGAAAUCGUGAACUUCAACUGCCGCAAGCUGGUGGCCUCCAUGCCGCUCUUCGCCAACGCGGACCCCAACUUCGUGACGGCCAUGCUGACCAAGCUGCGCUUCGAGGUCUUCCAGCCAGGCGACUACAUCAUCCGCGAGGGCACCAUCGGCAAGAAGAUGUACUUCAUCCAGCACGGGGUGUUGAGCGUGCUCACCAAGGGCACCAUGGGAAUGAAGCUUUCAGAUGGAUCCUACUUUGGAGAGAUCUGCCUGCUGACCCGCGGCAGACGCACAGCUAGCGUCCGCGCCGACACCUACUGCCGGCUCUACUCCCUCUCAGUGGACAACUUCAACGAGGUUCUGGAGGAGUACCCGAUGAUGAGGAGAGCCUUCGAGACCGUGGCCAUCGACCGACUCGACCGCAUCGGGAAGAAGAACUCCAUCCUCAUGCACAAGGUCCAGCACGACCUCAACUCCGGCGUCUUCAACAACCAUGAGAACGAGAUGAUCCAGGAGAUCGUGAAGUACGACCGGGAGAUGGUGCAACCAGUGGACCAGCCGCGUGCCAUGUCGCUGACCCCGCCCAUGCACGGGGGCAUCUUCGCCCCGCCAGGCCCUUCGCAGGCCCCCUCGGCCAUCGCCACGCUACAGCAGGCCGUGGCCUUAAGCUUUUGCCCCCAGGUGGCCAGCCCGCUGGUGGGCCCCAUGGCGCUGCAGUCGCCCAGGAUGGUGCGCCGCUUCCAAGUGGUGCAGAGCCUGUCCAGCCCGGUCUCGGUGUCCCCUCUCCAGGCCCAGCAGGCUGUCCAGCCCCAGGCCUCUGGCGGGUCCUUUGCCUCAGCCAUCUCCAGCCCCCCUGUCCAAAGCCCGCUCGCCACCGGGGCACGAACUUUCCAGUAUGGCUCCAGUCCCAUGGGGGCCUCUUCUGGCUCUCAGCUUUCCCUAGUCCAGCAGCGGGCCCCCAGCCCCACGCAGCGGCCUGCCACGCACAAGAGUACCCACUCGUUGCACAGCAGCAGUCUGAGCCAAGAUGCCCGCGCUCUGUCGGCAUCGCAGCCCUCCCUGCCACACGAGGGCGCUCCACCGGCGGCCCCCAGCCUGCCACAGUCCAGCCGCGUCUCCUCCACGUCCAUCGGGCCUCCCCAGGCCCACCCUGGCACGUCAGGGGCUUCGGGUUACAGGGGUGCGGUGCCACAGAGGGUAAUGCUCCCCCAUCAGAUGUCGAUGGGGUCCUUCCCUUCCUCGUCCCUCGCCGGCGUGUCGCCUGGGAUUGGGGCGGCCGCCGCUGUCGGACUGGGCCAGCUGGACUCUGGGUCACCGAAGAAAGAUUCCAUAGUCAGUCUCCCCGAAACGGACUCCAUCAGAUCCAGGCUCUCCUCCAACUUGUGACACGGAAGAGUCCCGUGUGCUGAGGAGCCGUGUUUUGUGAGCUACAAGGGUCCUGGUCCUGGUCCUGGUCUUGGUCCUGGUCCUCGUCCCACGUCUCCCUCUCCCUGUCAGUCCCCGAAUCUCACAACAAGAAUGUAUAACGAGUGACUGGUGACAAUGCAAAGAGGGAACUUGUACCUAACAAUUUAGAAUGGAGUAGUGGAAUAUUUGUACUCUACACGCGUGUAAUAUAAACCCACGUAAAUGAAUAGCUGUAGCACCUGCUCAUAUCCUGCCUUCGACGCCUCCUUCGUUUGCUUUCUUUACUGUAAAAAAAAAAACAUAAUGUAUAAGUCACACAAUGUAUAAAAUCCAAACAAUGCAAACUAGCGAGAGCUGGAACAAAAGAGAAAAUCAGGGACCCUCUUCGGAUGACAAUUAUGAAGUUUAACGCUUUGCAAAAGUGUUUUUUUGGGUGUCCUUUUUGUGUAUGAAAUUGCUAUAUAACUAGGUGUUCUACUUAUGAAACUGUUAUAUUAGUAUUGUUUUAGAAAAAAAAGAAAAUGAUAAAAAAAAGCUUAUAGUAUUUUAGACCGCUGGUCGAUCUUAAAUGAACAUGUAAAAAUGAGAAGUGUCAAAGUGCGUUCCUGGCAGUUUGAUCUACAUUGUAAUUUCUUCAGACCAAAGUUGAUCUUUAACACAAUGGUGAUGUGUGUCUGUGUAAACGGGAGAAAAAACUAAAAACAAAAACAAUCCUGAAAAUAUAAAACGAGAUCCAUUUAACUGCCUUGAUUCCUACUUUUAAAGCCAUAAUUAAUCUCAGCCUAUGUGUUUAUUAUGAUUUUACAUCCAUAACUUGUUUCUCCACGCAAUUUGGUUACAUUUUUUUCUCGUUCCCAUUUCUCAUGGUUUUUAUGAAGAAAAGAUGCAAACAUUAUAGUGGUGUGUUUCUGUUUUAAGGAUAAAAUAUUUAGUUGAAGGUUUGUCAUCGUCCUGGAACUUGCACAAAGUUGGAUUGUAGCUUCAGUGAAGAACGGCUGUUGUAUGUAGGAUAAUGGAAACUGAAUUAUACAGAACUGUGAUGAGUUGGCACCCCAUCCUGGGUUAUUCCCUGCCUUGUGCCCGUAGCUUCCAGGAUAGGCUGCAAACUGCCGUGACCCUGCCUACAGAGAAUGGAUGAAUGGAAUGUGUCUGUUCUGCGACAGACGCACCCAUUCCCACUAACUGAAGCCAUUUCAGAUUCUGAUUCUAAAUAACCGGAUAUGUUUCACUGUCAGGGUUGUGUAUUCAGAGGACUUCUCUUGUCAUCUUACAAUAACAUUUUAUACCGUUCUUGAUGCUCUCCAUGAAAAACAAGAUUCCCUGCUCCUUUUGUAAGCUGGACUUUGGGUGAUUAGUCUCGAUUUCAACCUAGAAUAAGAGUCAUGAAGGGAGAGACACCGCGUGGGAAUUUGAAUGUUCGAAUAGAGAUGCAUCUCAGUGCCGAUACAAUUGCACAGCAAUGCAAUUCUCAACUUUAUAAAAAGACCUCAUUCUUAUGGGCCGAUCUUAGGGAGAGUUUUAUUUUUUAUUAUAAUUUUUUAAAAUAAACAGUUAGCCUUUAUUUUGAUCCUACUUAGCUUCUUUUCACUGCAUUUUACUGUGUGUCAAAUCGACCUGGUAGCUUUAAGGAAAUCUUGCAGGAUGCACAGCGAUGGGGACAGUAUCCACCAGAGGUGUGAAUCCGUAGAUAAGCAGUAAAUCAAGUCUUCAUGUCACCUCAUAUUGCUGUGUCACUUGACUUUGGCGCUUGUAAACUGAAAUUUUCGUGUUGAUAAUGAUCUUUAGUUUGUAUUAGCUGUCUGGAUUUCAUCCCAGGUUGACUGCAACUGCUUACUGAAACGCUGCAGAAAUGCUGAAAUGCAGACCCGGAGUCUUUGCUGGGUCAGGAUUGAGUGUGUGUGUGUUUGUGUGUGUGUUUGGCCAUGUCAAUAAUGUCUGUAGGGUUGAUGUGUUUCAGUGUGAUACUAUGGGACCAUUGAAAAAAUAUAGCCUGUCUGUGUGUUUCGGAUAUAAACGUGUUCUGCUAACUGGUGGAAGAUAAAAAAAGAUACUUAGUUGACCUCACAGCUCCAUUAAUGAAUUACAUUCUCAGCUAAAUGACAUUCACCGGCUAUACAGCCGCAAACCAGCACCACGCAGUCAGGAUAUCAAAUGAAUGUGCUAUUGCACUGGUAAACAAAUUAUAUGAAAAUUGCAGUGGCAAACAAAUAAUGAAAUUAAACUGCUGAUAUGUUCACAUUUGUUCAGUUUAUAAAGCCAUUUUACAAGAGCGGUACUUACCUCCGCGUUCAGCUAUCUAGAAGAUGUAGGAUAGCAACAUGGUAAAUAGUGCAGCAGGAAUUGACCAGUCCUUACUCAUGAGUUUCUACUAUGGAGGAACUUUAGAAGAUCUCAGUCCAGCAUCUCAGUGAGAUCUUAAAUGCUAGAUUUCACUAAUUUAUCCUGGAUCUAUCAAGCCAAGGCAGGUGCCAGUUAGGGGGUUAGACUAAGGACCAGUCCAGUCAGCCUCAGAACACGUCCCCAGUAGAAUCAGGCAGCCUGUAUGUGCGUUUACCACGUUCCCAUUCCACCUCAUCAUGGUCAGCCGACUUAUUUAAUGACUAUUUCUGCUUCCUCUUCUUCCGCGUUGCCGAUCAACAGUAUGUAGGAAGAUGUUUGUCUAUCUCCUGCCAUUAUUAUUUUUAUUAUUAUGAAAACAGCUUAGGGCAAAUAGCAGAUGCAAUAAUCUGACACGUGAAAACUGUGAGAGAUAUAAUGUAUGGAAAAUGUAUAGAAGAAAGCAAUAGAACUGAAAGACUGAAGUGACUGAAAAUUUCUGGCAAAACUACACAGCAAAUAAGUAACUGUAGAUACAUCUCACUUAAUGCCCUAAUAGGCUGUCUGAAAAUGUCUGCACAUAUUUUUUAAAUAUCCGCAAUAAUCUAUAAUUAGUCUCUCCAGUCAUACACAGCAGGACAUUACCACUGAUAUAUUUGCACUUGCUAAUUAUGGCGACUUUUUUGCUUCUUAGUAAGAUUGUGUGCGACUGACGUGCCGUCCUCAGUGUCCCCUGCCUUGGCCUGUGUGUCUUCCUGGACAAGGUCUGGGCCGUCGCCACCCUGACUGGGGGAGGAGCUGUCGAAUUGGGAUGGGUGGGUGGAUUGUUGUCAAGUUUGCUUUAUCGCUAGGGUGUCCCGGAGAUGAGAGUUUGCAAUGACUUAUAGUCCCCGGGGAAGGCCGGUGCUUUUGUGUUGCCUGGUUUGCCGUUGUGAGGAUUGAAGGGAGACGGAUAAAUCAGAGUGACCUCGUGGUAUUCCAUGGGCGGGGACCAGUUAAGCCGUUCCUGAUCCCGGCAGGAGAAGCGAUGAGAUGGUUUCUUGAGAAUAGCGUUUGACGGGCUCUGUAUUUCCAAUGCGAUUAUCCCAUUCCAAGGCUUAUUAUAUGAUCCUUGUAAUUACUUUAAAUAAAAAUAACUCAGGAUUUAAUUACUUAGACAACCUGAUUAGUCUAUUAACCAACUUUGGGCUGGUUUUGUGUGCAUGUCUGACUAGCAAAGCACACAUAGACAGAUUUAUUGUUUUCCUGUUCUAUCCUUUUCAGAGGCAAGUUAACUGCUUUUUUCCCCCGAUUUCUUCACCCAGGGAUUAUUUUCAGAUCAUUGUUGUCAUCCUGGGUCAUUCCAUAAUGGUGAUCAUAGUUACAUCUAGUGGAAAAGUAAGGUUUCAUUGAAGCAGAGGGCAGAGUAAGACACGGCUUCACUUCCAGCACAAAUGGCAUGUUGCGAUAUACCUGGAUUUGGUCUAAACUAGAUCCCCAUAAAAGUUACUUUUUUUUUUUUGAAGUACUACUUAGUUUAACCCCGGGGAAAAGUAACUGGAGAAGUCAAGGAAUUUUUGUUACAUGAAGUCACAGAUUUGGUACAUGAAUAUCACAGAUUUUUAAAAUGAUUACAGCUAAUCUGUAGCCUUUUAUGUUGAAUGUAUGUGAAGGACAGUAGACGAUGACUCUUAUACCAGAAGCACUGUAAAACAAACAAACAAAAAUGACACAAAGACAACCAAAUGCAAAGCAAGUUGAAAGGAUAGCUGUACUUCCAAAUGCAUCUUUGUUCUGUGACAAGUGGACCUCUGUGUAGUUUCGCUUCCACUCGUCACAAAGAAACGUUGCAUGGAGGAGCAGUGUCUGUAUUACAUCUCAAUCUGCAUUGAGAUAUUUGGUGCACAGCUGACUGUUACGGGAGGAUAGCGAUAUUGCCAACUCAUGUUCUCACUUCCUGUUUGAAAUUUACUGCUGCAUUUUGGGUAUUUUGAGUUUUUUUUUGGCAAAUGUUGUUUUUCUCCAAUACAUUUUGAUAAUCAUUACUUUUUGAAGUGUAACAAAUUGAGAGGCUGAUAGUUUUAUAGUAGUUUUUCAUUGACCUAGUGAGCUUUGUCUGCCCGGAAAAGCUCAAUUCCUGCAUCAAAAGAACAUUCUGCACAGCUCUGGUCAUUUAGCGUUUCUGCCAUUUCUAAUUAUUUCCACUAUAAAAAAAACGAAAAAAUAAGUGUGGAAAAUUGUGUGAUCGGCAUUUGCCCAGGUAUGAUAAGAAUUUUGCAUAUGCCCUGUGAGGGGGUUGGCACCCAAUUCUGGGUUGUUCACUCCUCUGCACCUAUAACUUCCUGGAUAGGUUCCCAUCCCCGUGGCCCUGAAUGGGACAUGUGGGUACAAAUAAUGGAUGGAUGAUAAGCAUUUAUUCUUCCACACUGAUGUCACUACACAACUCUCCACAAUUCUAGAUGUUAAUUUUACAUCAGUGACAUUCCUGUUUAGCCAAUAUAGCGUUAACAUGCCUAUACUGCCAAAUAAAUGUUCUAGGAAAAUCUGAAGGGAAAAAGAAAUGUUUCAUAGUUUAAAAAGCUCCAGGUUUCCACAUUGCACUGCAGAUUCAGGUUCAUUUCAGAUUGAAAGGACAUUAGGUUCCUCUGGGAGAAUCCUCUUUAAUUAACAACCAGCGUUUUUGUGGGACAAGUCACCUCAAUGACUUCACAAAUCCUUGGGUUUUUCAGAAAGGAAAAAAAAAUGUCAAAGGCACCGGAAGAUGAUUGUGGACGUGUGACUGAAUGAAUACGCCGACUGCACAUUCUCUGUGUGUAUCUCACUGACCCUCUGCUGUUUUUCCCAUAUGCUGGUAUCUGAAUCUGCCCUAUACUUUGAGCUGCUGUAAAUUGUACAGAUUUAAAUGUUUGGGGGCUAAAUGUUAUGAACAGGAAUGUUUCGGGGAGCCCAGUGAUGUUUACGACGCUCCUGUUUCUCGUUCCAUCCGAAAACCUUAACUACGAAAUUGGACCAGUCCUCGUUCGUUAACUACGGAGUAUUACGCGAAUCAGGGUUUUGCUUUUAUUGUCUGAGUCACAACAUGUGUCCUGUACAUACCUACUGCCUAGUGUAUUUCCUUUCUAAAUGCUGUUUCUUUGUGUGGGUAUGAAAUGCAAAGUCCUCCUCCUGUUGUGAUAAUUCAUUGCAAUACGUGACAAAGAGAGAAGGAGAAAUUGUAAAUUACAUAUAAAUAUAUAUAUAGAACUGAAUUUUCAGUUUAACACUUCUUUUGCAUUUAUCAGAAAAUAAAACUAUUUCUUCAGCUGCAUAUGUAAUCCUUAGAGAUGCCCAGCUCUCUGUCGGAUGCUGAAAGCUCAUCUAAUGUACCUGUUUGAUUAUUGUAUAAGACUCUACGUCAACGCGCUGUAGUUACAGUCAAAGGAGCUGUAAUGUUGUGUGCAGUCCGUCAGCGUCGGGGCAGGCAGAACCUGACAGAAGAUAGUUCCUGUUCACUGCUCCGGGAUGACAGUCCAUUCCAAAAAAGAGUCAAGGAACUAAGCCAACAAAAUGCGAGCUCCAGAGAUUCCACCCAAGCAUGAAGAGAUGCAAGAUUUUGGAACAUGGCUAAAGAAUUGGUUGAUACAAUGUUUUUAAAAUGUAAAGGCAGUUUGAAAAAGUGGCAGCAUUCUGAGUGUCACUGGGAUGUCCUGGAAGUUACUUGUUCUCAUGCAAACCCCUGUAUGAACAUUAAAGGAUUUUCAGAGCUGAACUGUAUUGUCACGGGAGUUUACCGACUUUCACCAGAGUCCCUAUGAGACGGAAGAGAAACAAAGCAUCAGAUGGUAAUUAGAAUCCUGCCAGUUAAGAUUCCUUAGUCCCAGGGUUCACAGGGUUUCGAUACUGAGUACCUGCAUAUUUGCGUCGCUGUUCUUUGGGAUGCAAUUCUGGCAUCAGUUCCAGGUCUCAUUGCAGGGGUAACGCAACUACGGCUGUGUCUACCUGUGGCAAUAUCAGUCAGCGGCAAAGAACAAAGUGUAUUUGUUAAUAAUUACUUAAUGUACUUUUAAUAAGUGGAUAUGACAAAAUUGUUGAAUCUUUAUAAUGGAAUAUGAUUCUUAAUGUAUUGUUGAAACAUUCUUUUUCUGUGGAGACUAAGCUGUUGAUUAAGGUCAAAGGUCAGUGCUUGGUGCUCAGAAUGUUUUGGCCAAAGAAGUACAAAGCAGAGAAAAAGUCUAUCAAACGAUCUGCAUUCUGGGCACCGCUGUCGAACCCGUGACGAAAGUCCACAUGAGACGCCUGGCACAUCACGGCACAUCACGGCACAUCACGGCACACUGUCGAUGUGGCGAUGGUGUCCAGCGAAGAAAUGCAGUAAAUAAAAAGUGCAAUAAAAGACAAGAGCAUUGGUAAUACUCCCCGCAGACGCCUCGUCUUUUCUGUUGGUGAUAAUGACAAUUAUACUUCACAUAAGACAGAGAAAAUGUUCUUUUAGAGGGAUAUUACAAAUCUCAAUGAGCAGUUAUAAUUCACGUUUUAAAAGGUUUGUUCACUGUAUUAUAAAAAUGGCAAUAAAGCAUAAUUUGUACUA
Molecule: messenger RNA, 14396 nt
Organism: Paramormyrops kingsleyae
Lineage: Eukaryota; Metazoa; Chordata; Actinopteri; Osteoglossiformes; Mormyridae
Source: RefSeq, a predicted model, not a curated record